CCUGAACAGUUAAAGUUAGUACCAGAAAAUGAUCAGCAGCGAGUGGGAGAGGAGUCGGAAUGAUCUUUAAGAAUCAGCAGUGUUUGAAGGGUGAAGGCGUCAUGAUUUCCAGAACAUCAGGAAAUAUCACAGCAGCAGUGAUCCUCAUAUUACUGACAGGAGUUCAGGCUCAGCACAGUGUAACUCUCUCCUCUCAGAGUCUCUGUGCUGUUACUGGAUCUACAGUAAAAAUCUCCUGUAAAUAUACAACAGCUGAUUCCUCCAGAGUCAGAGAGAGAGAGUGGUAUCAGCUCCAGAGCUCUGAUGGAGAAGAACGAGUCUUGACUAAAGAUCCUCAAUACUCAGCACGAGUUUCUGUAAGUACAUGGUGGAAUGACUGUGAUCUGACAGUGAGGGAUGUGAGAGUGAGAGACUCUGGAGUUUAUAACUUCAGAUUUAGAACAUCAAGCAGUGACUGGAUAUCAGCUUCAUCUGGAGUUAAUCUGACUGUUACAGAGUUGCAGGUGAAGGUGGAUCGUGAGACUGCAGGAGAGAGAAAGGUGAAAGUGAUCUGUAGCUCCACCUGCAGCCUUGAUGCAAAUCUUAACUAUGACUGGUACAGAAAUGAAGUAUACAAGGCCUAUACAGAUGAUGCCUUUAUUGUGCUGGACUCCACCAGGUCAUCUGAUGAGGGCAGCUACUCCUGUCAGGUAGAAGACAGCAGCGGUAAACGGCACCACUCUCCUUCAGUGUGUGUUCUGGGUAAAGAGUGUUGGGGUGUGACUUACACUCCUGAAUGUGUGUGUGCUCUGAAAGGAUCAUCAGUUGAUCUCUCCUGCUCUUAUAACCCUGGAGGACAAACAGUGACUAAAUCAGUGUGGUUCAUUAAAGAGCAGGCUGGUGCUGAGCCUGUGGAUGUGAGAGAGGAUGAGGAGUAUCAGGGACGAGUGCAGUACAGACAGAGCUCCCAGAAUGACUUUCUGAAGGUUACAGUGUCAGACACAGACAGUGGAGGAAAGAAACUGAUGUGUAGCAGCACCUGCACUCUGCCAGACAACCUCACUUACAUCUGGUACAAGAACGGACAACUUGUGAUUCACUGCAAAUCUGCUUCCUGCUCUGUAGCUGUGGUCAGUGGUGCGGUCAGCUACAGCUGUGCUGUUGAAGGUCAUGAGAGCCUCGUCUCUCCUCCAGUGUACUCUCCUAGAAACACCAGAGCAGUGGUAGUUUCCUCUGGAGAGAGAGUGGAGGGAGAAUCAGUGACUCUGAGCUGCAGCAGUGAUGCAGACCCUCCUGUUCUCAUCUACUCCUGGUUUAAGCAGAGAGCAGCUGCAGACGCACCACUGACAACAGGCCAGAAUUACACCAUCACCAACAUCAGCUCCCAGCACAGUGGACUCUACUACUGCACUGCUCACAACCAGCUAGGACUGCACAGCUCAACACCCACCCGUCUGGAUGUGUUACACUCAGCUGAGUUGUGGAAGCUGAAUGCUGUUUGGGGAGCUGUUGGAGUCGUUCCUGUUCUGGCUCUCUCUCUUCUUACUGCCGUUCUGUGCAUUAAGAGGAAGAGAGGAGCAGAGAGAGACUCAGAUAUUCAGACUCCAGAUCCUGCAGACCACACAUACACAGCUCUGAAUCCCACCAUCAUGACCUCAGAUCAUGACACUCUACAAAUCUACUCAGGCAGCAGCUGCAGAAGCGAGAGAAGAGAAAGAGGAAGAUGAAGAGGGGCUUUUCUGAUGAAGGUCACUCCACCUCUGAUAAAGAGGCCACAGUGAAACCUCUACAUACUCGACCUUGAACUGACUCCACUAUGAUGCCAUAGUUUCAUCUGAAGAUGAUCUUUUCUGCUCUGAAGAGAUUCUGGACCUGCUGGAGACGAUGACCGAUAUCUGAGCAACACCUGC
This is a messenger RNA of Colossoma macropomum (tambaqui), 1889 nucleotides long. RefSeq names its product B-cell receptor CD22-like. Lineage: Eukaryota; Metazoa; Chordata; Actinopteri; Characiformes; Serrasalmidae. The record is from RefSeq and is a predicted model, not a curated record. The coding region runs from base 60 to 1706 and encodes 548 amino acids. The transcript is spliced from 11 exons.